AUGAGCUCGAUGGCUGAGGGCAGUGAGGAUUGGUCGCGCGAGGACGAGCUUGACCUAGGCCAGGAAGAUGAUCCCCGACAACCCGACCAUGGCGCUCUCGACCAAACAUUACCUUCCCCGCAGGCACCAGCGGAAGAGGGAUUGGACACAAUAGACGAUGCGGAGGACCACGAUUCCGAGAAGACAGCGGGACAGAAUGAUUCUCAACUCCCAGAAACCCCUCCGCCGCGACAUGCGGACUGGACCGCGACAGGGAGCGUGGAUGAAACAGGGUCAAACCCCGACGAUUCCCCAUCGCUACAUGGAUCUAUUCCGUCAUCCUUGAGUAGCAGUGCGCUCGCACUCCGCGGAUCUCCGCGAGCCAGUCCGAGCCCGGCCCGUCGCCCCUUUGACCUUCGCUUCCAGUCCCGAUUAUCUUCGUCGCCGCAAAGUGUGUCUCGAGCCAGCUCGCCGUUCCUAGCGCAUCUCCACUCGCGACAAUCUUCAAUAACUAGCCAAAUCUCCCAGAAUCCAGAGACAGAAGUGGAACCGGCCCAAGGACCUUGGGAUGUGGUGCGAUGGACAAAGCUGCGAAGAAUCACGGGGCAGGCGUUUUCGGAAAUCGGGAAGCGCAGUUUCGGACGGCCAACUUGCCUUGCAGUAUCAACGUCUAUUGUAAUAGGUACAUCCAAGGGUAUCAUCCUUGUGUUCGAUUAUCAGCAAAGCCUGAAGACUAUUAUUGGAACGGGCACGCCAGCUGUUGAAUGCGGUGCUGUUACAUCUUUAGCACUUUCUGCAGACCACACUACCGUUGCAGGAGGGCAUGACUCGGGAGAUAUCUUUACCUGGGAGAUUUCGCGCUCAGCGAAACCUUUCCUUCACAUCCCACCAAUUCCGGCCAAUCAAGUCGAGACUCGAAUAUCUGAUGGCCAUCUUUCAGGAUCCGCAGUCAUUCAUAUUGGGUUCCUUGGCACUAGACGCACCGCGCUCGUCUCGGCUGACACUCAGGGCAUGUCGUUCUCACACCUAGCAACAAGGGGAAUGGGUGCAGUGGGGCGAACAGUCAAGACGACUCGAAUCCUGGGUCGAUAUCCCCAGGCAGCGGUAGAGACCAAGCGGCGGAAGCCCAGCUCUGUCCUUGCUUUCUCCCCUUUGCCACUCGGCAACGUAGAGCAAUCCACUGAUUCUUUGGGCCUCGUUGCUAUGCUGACACCCUAUCUUCUUGUCAUUGUGUCCACAACACCAGUGGCACAAACCCAACACAAAGCACCGAGGCCCAAAGAAGUUCCCGCCCACAGUGCCAUGACUGGUGCCCUGGCAUGGUUUCCAGCCAUUCGACUGAAGGGCAAAGACACCCAGACUUCAAACACAAAGCUUGUCUACUGCUGGUCAAAUGUGUUGACUGUGCUCGAAGUCUCGGAAGCCGAGUCAGACGAACCUGCCGACAAAGAUAAACCCCCCAGCCUUGUGUUCAGAGCCCGUAGCAGAUGGAGAGCAGAUGAAGCCAUUGUGGCUGUUCAGUGGCUCAGUCGCUCGGUGCUCGCAGUUUUCACGAUCACACAGCGGCUGUUAAUCAUCGAGGAUUAUUCCAUGCAUGUGACCGAUUCGGUCGAUCUCGCCUACAGACACAUAUAUCACACCGAUCUCUUUUCUUCACAGCUUCAUUCACUGGUUGAGCAGCUUGACGAGGAGGACGAGUCUAUGCACGGGGUAGUAGCAGAUGCAUUCCAUAUGAGUUUUCGUUCUUAUAAAGGGCGCUUGUUCUUGCUUGGUUAUAACGAAGCCUUGGUGGGCAAUCUAUCGAAUUGGGCUGAUCGCUUGCUGGCGCUUAUGGAGGCCGGUGACUUCAUUGGGGCCAUUCGACUUGCCACUUCUUACUAUACGGGGGAGUCGGAAAAGUUGACAGUCGGACUUCCGGAAGAGGAUGAUUUGAGACAGCCCAUUGUGCAAGAAAGGCUUUUGGAAAUGAUCUCCGCGUCCCUCAAAUAUGCUUUUGGCCGAAACUCCGAAGCAAGCACCGGCCGACUUGAGAACCAGCAGCUAGAGGAACUUGCAGAAGUUUCUAUUGCAGCUUGUAUCUACAUGGCCGACGAAGAAUUCCUCUGGGAGGAAGUCUUCAACUGGUACGAGGAGCAAGAUUCGGCGGGCAUUUUCCUGGAUGCCCUCGAACCACGCAUCGUUGAUGGAACUCUGCGAUCACUACCUCCAACCGCGGUAAAGGCCUUGAUCAACCAUUUCAUUGGAACUCACUCGGCCGGUCACUUAGAGGAGAUUAUAUGUCUACUGGAUACUACCACAAUGGACAUCGAUCAAGUCACAACGCUAUGUAAGCAGCACAAUCUUUACGACGCCUUCAUAUAUGUAUGGAACCGCUGUUUGAUGGAUUAUGUUGGACCACUGGAAGAGCUACUACAGCUAAUCCCCUCACAAUCCGAGUCUUUGGUCAACGGUGACUAUGUGGUCGAGAUGAGACGACAGAACAAUGCGAUGAAAAUGUUCCCCUAUCUUUCAUUCAUUUUGACGGGUCGCGUCUAUCCCACUGGAGACGACAUGAACGAGGCUGAAGCCACGCGAGCUAAAACUGACUUGUAUCAUUUCCUCUUCUCGGGCCGUGGGACCGUUUCAGUACCUGGAAAUACCAACGGGGCCGACCACUUCUCUCAACUUCGAGCCAUGCUCAAGUUCGACGCUUCCAGCUUCAUGAGCAUGCUCAACGAGGCAUUUGAGGACAGCUUCCUAAAUGAACCUGAGAGCGGGGAUGCUUCUGCGUCGGGCAUUUCGAUCAAUCGACAGUACCUUAUCAGCAUUUUGCUGCAAGUCAUGAGCGACGACCUUUUCACGCCUUUUGAUACCAUCUACCUUGAUAUGUUUGUUGCGCGCAAUCUUCCCAAGUAUCCCCAGUAUAUUCUCCUGUCUGGCACAAUCCUCCAUCAGGUUUUGGUCCGUAUAUGCCAAUAUCCCGAGCCGGAAAUGGCAGACGACUGUGAGUUGAGUGCGGAGUAUCUGCUGUCUUUUUACCACCCACCGGACAUCCAGGCCAUGAUUCCUCUAUUUAAAGAGGCGCGCUUCUUCCGGAUUCUCAAGUCGACUUACCGUUCAGAGAAACAAUACCCCCUGCUGGUGAUGACUUACCUGGAGGAUCCGAAUGAUCGCAAUGCCAUCUUCACCUGCCUCCAUGACUGCCUCCGUCCAGGCUCUGGGCUUGGAAAGAAACAGAGAGGUGAUACAGUGGAUGUAGUGAAAGAGCAUGCCAGGGAGAUCGCCGAAAUUGACGUCACGCACGCUGCACAGACGAUGCAGGGCCUGGCCCCCGAAACACACGCUACGUUUUUGCGGGUCCUAGAAGAUGAUCCCCACAAACAGUAUCAGUACUUGUCAGUCCUGGUAGAGCCGCAGGCCCAAACCGCGGACACGCAACCUUCGCCCAGUAUUGAGAACUGGAUGAUCGAGCGCUACGUGCAGCUCUUGUGCAAAUACAACCCCUCUCAUGUCGCAGACUUUGUCGACGGAUUGCGAGUCGGUGACAUCCACCUGGAUGAACUGCUCCCGUACAUCGAGGAAAGUGGGGCUAUCGAUGCUGCCGUCAUCCUCCUUGCCCGACAGGGCGAAGUCCGUAAGGCCCUUGACCGUCUUGUUGCACACCUGGGCACUCUCGAAUCCGGUCUGGUAGGUAUCCUACAGAGUGUACGCGAUAGCCCCGACUCAGCGACUACCGCCGAAGCAAUCGACGACCUGAUCGAAUCCCUGAACAAGUAUGCCGGUGUCGGAACAUGGCUCUGUCAGGGCCAAAGCAAGAUAGCCAAGCAGUCGCCCACAAGCAACGCCAACGGCAAACGCAACGCGCCAAGUCUCGACCAGCCUCUAGCCUUCGACGAACUCCUCUGGCUUGACCACAUCGAAGCCGUGGUCCGCAUCGCAAGCAAUGUGUUCGCCUUCAUACAAGAAAACAAUGCCCAUACAACUCUCCCCGCCCAACCAGCAACAUCCCUCGCCGGCGAAAGCGGCCGCCUCACAAGUUCCUUCCGCACCCUCGUUCAGCAAGUCUUCACAGCCCUCCUCGCCAGCACAGUCAAAAGCAGCCCAGCCGCAACUGAAAGAACAGACAUGUCCUUCUUACGCAUCCUACGCGCAUUCCUCACUCGCGCCGCAAGCUGGUCCCCCUCCCUCCUUGAGCUGCGCGCCGUGCUAGCCUCCAUUUUCUCCGCCUACUCCUAUGAGAAAUCCCUCUUAACCCUCGCAAACGGCAUGCUAGACCGCGACCUCUUCGUCCACGUCGAGGAAGUCUCCCGUUUACGCCAACAAGGUUGGCGACCCCGUGGCCACGUCUGCGAGAUCUGCCGCAGCCGCAUCUGGGGACCUAGCGUUGGCGACGCGCAUUGGUCUGCAUGGGAAGCGCGACGCGCUGAAACCCAUUCCCGCCGCAUCGCGAGACGUCAUGAGGAAAGCUACAACCCGUCUGAGCGCGGGAAAGGAAAGGCUGCUGAUGUCGGAGCGGGUCAUUGGUCCCGCCUAGAUGCGAGUGCACAUGCACAUGUCCACGCUCAUCGCGAUGACGCUCGUGGUAUGUCCGAUGCAAACGCUGACCACGAUCGCAAUCAUGACCACGACCACGACGGGGCUGGAGCUAGCUCUAGCACUGUUCAAGUCGCAGAAAGUUCACCAGAACCCGUUGUGGUUUUCGCCUGCCGACACCUCUACCACCGACGUUGCGUGAUGAAGGCUAUCAGCACGGGGGCCCAACCUGCUGAAACCGCGUUUCGGCGCGACCAUUUACCCGAGCUGUUCUGUCCGGCUUGUAUAUAG
This is a messenger RNA of Penicillium coprophilum, 4782 nucleotides long. RefSeq names its product CORVET complex membrane-binding subunit VPS8. The coding region runs from base 1 to 4782 and encodes 1593 amino acids. Gene Ontology annotation, molecular function: protein binding. Gene Ontology annotation, biological process: endosomal vesicle fusion; protein targeting to vacuole. The transcript is spliced from 3 exons. The record is from RefSeq and is a predicted model, not a curated record. Gene Ontology annotation, cellular component: late endosome; HOPS complex. Lineage: Eukaryota; Fungi; Ascomycota; Eurotiomycetes; Eurotiales; Aspergillaceae.